AUGUGGCAGAGCGCGCUCCCGUCCCGGCCGGGCUCGCGCCUCACGCCUCCGGCCGCGCGCAGUGGUAGAGUAAGAGCUUUGGAGAGGAAUAAGCUCACAAAGAAGACUCUUGAUCUGGCCCAGCAGUACUUCUUACCCCCCUACUCCUUCCAGAUCCGGGUUGGUGCUCUGUACCUUCUGUAUGGACUCUAUAAUGCCCAGCUUUGUCAGCCAAAACAAAAGAUCAGAAUCGCACUCAAGGAUUGGCCUGAAAUCCAGAAAUUUCAGCAGGAUCUGCUUGACUCCCAGCAUUAUGAUGCAACCUAUAUCUUUAGGAGACUGCGACUUGCCAGAGCCUUCCAUUUCACAGCAAUGCCAAAGCUACUGACCUACAGGAGGGAUAGGAAGAAGAUUGCAGAAAAUCCUUUGAAAGAAGAAUUUAAGGACCCGAGUAACAGAGUAAACAGCCUCAUCACUAAUGAUGUAUUGGAGGAACUGAUGAAUAUUCACUUCCACUAUCAGAAAAUGAAGUGUGUCAUUUCAGCUGACAAAUCCCAGCCAGACAAGGCCCUGAGCUUGAUAAAAGACGACUUUGUGGUUAAUCUAAAAGACAUAACCUUGGAACAUCAGGAAUGGCUGCAGAGCAGAAUGAGAUUAUUCCGAAAUGCUAAAGAAAUUGAUAAAGCAGAAAACAUAAAGAAAGAAGAAGCUUUGCUAGCAUCAGAGGGUUCUGAAAGAGCAAAUGCCCUGGCCAGAAUCAAAUACAGGUCUUAUUCUGCAGCUGUUGAGGUUUCCAAAUCCAGGAGACAUCGUCAAGUGCAGUUAGAAUCCUCUGAAUCAGGACCCAGUUGUGGGAAGUCCCCAAGUCGAAGUAAAAAGCCCAUCAGGAGACCACAGCCAGCAAGGAGGAGAGGUUCUUCAGAAGUUGGAGGUGAAAUGCAAGUGGCAAAGGGAACUGUAACUCGCCAUAUUGGGAUGCCAGUAAUCACAGAAGAGGACACAGAUGAAGGAGAAGUGUCUCUCCCCAAGAGGAGAAGACGACGUUAGAGGAUCCAGCUGGAGAAGCACUAAUGUUCAUUUUAAUGACAAAAUGAAAAUGUCAGAGGUAACACCAAGUGCUUGUUUUGGAUAUCUCUGAACAUAAAAGAAGUGUCUGGGACCAGAACCACAGGGGAUGCUGGGAUACUUCAGCUGUCUCGUGGUGCCUUUAUUCACCUGGUGAAUGCUUCUUGUGGGAGACUGAAGUUGCUGAGUCCUGGCUGAGAUGGAAAGAGAAGGCUCAGAAAAUAUUUGCCCCUGUAAGACCUGUCUGUAAUCCUUUAUCUCUGUAUAUCGAGUUACUGACUGUUGAAAAUUAGUACAAUAAAUUAUUUUUCAUGAUUGACUUGCUCCAUUUUAUGAUGUGUAAAAAUCACUGGUUUAUCAUGGCUUGAUCCCACACAUGUGGAAAUGAAUUUGCUGAUAUGUUGUGCCCGGCCUCCAGCAGCUCAGGAGUUAUUGUGUAUUCAAAUGGAGGGAUAAAAAGGGUAUUUCUUAAUUCUGCAGACAAUCCUAAGCUGUACAAGGGCAGGACUGGAAUUCAAAAUGAUCCUUAUAAAUUGGAGGGGAGUGAAAGAAGUGGGUGUGGAAAUAAACAUGGAUCUCAGUAUUGAGAACAGGCACAGCAUGGGGAAAUGUUUGCUUGGCCACAGUGCAGCAGAAAAAGCAAAUGCACUCAGAAUCAUCAGCUGGGGUGUUUUCUGUAAACACUAAGACCAGUAGAAUUUGUGUCACUCAGCCU
Messenger RNA from Ficedula albicollis (Collared flycatcher), 1759 nucleotides. It is a transcript of the gene SNAPC1, whose product is annotated as small nuclear RNA activating complex polypeptide 1. Gene Ontology annotation, biological process: snRNA transcription by RNA polymerase III; snRNA transcription by RNA polymerase II. The coding region runs from base 1 to 1026 and encodes 341 amino acids. The record is from RefSeq and is a predicted model, not a curated record. The transcript is spliced from 11 exons. Gene Ontology annotation, cellular component: snRNA-activating protein complex. Lineage: Eukaryota; Metazoa; Chordata; Aves; Passeriformes; Muscicapidae. Gene Ontology annotation, molecular function: sequence-specific DNA binding.